Tuber aestivum (summer truffle) is the source of this 129-nucleotide messenger RNA. The record is from the annotation of a GenBank genome assembly. Lineage: Eukaryota; Fungi; Ascomycota; Pezizomycetes; Pezizales; Tuberaceae.
UGGAUAGUGCCCUAUUGUAGGAACGGCGCAUUUACUGGCCGUGAGAGUGUCAUCGAGUCGAUAAAAGGAGUUUGCAAAGGUGGGGCUCAUAACCGAGUCGCUCUCCAUGGGUUGGGGGGUUGUGGGUAU